Molecule: messenger RNA, 1524 nt
Organism: Diaporthe amygdali
Lineage: Eukaryota; Fungi; Ascomycota; Sordariomycetes; Diaporthales; Diaporthaceae
Exons: 2
Coding region: 1-1524 (507 amino acids)
Molecular function (GO): pectate lyase activity
Source: RefSeq, a predicted model, not a curated record
AUGGUCAAAAUGCUCUGGACAGCAGCAUUGUUCUUGCUCCCUUUUACGGUUGACGCCGGAGGCAAGCUCCAGGCCAGAGCUGUCGAUGUCUCGACCCCUACGCUACCGGAUCGGAAGCCCUUUGGCUUUGCCUCCCUGGUGACUGGCGGUGGUGCUUCAACUGAUAACAACACGUACGUUGUUGAAAACAUGAUGGACUUCCGCACCGCCUUGAAAUUGACUACACCGCGAACCAUCUACGUCAAAGGCGAACUCAAGGGCAGCCAAAUCAACGAGACCACCAAUGGCAACUGCCAGUUCUACAUCGACUCGAGCCGGGUGCCCGAGUACAACUUCACUCUGUAUAUCAUGGCCAUGAACGAGACAUACACAGAUGCGGUCAAAGCUGCUGAGGCUGCGGGCGAAGAGUUUGAGGGCAGGAACGCGACGGAGUAUCUCAACCUGCUGAACAGGCAGAAUGGUUGGAGGGGUCAAGCACAAAAUGUACAGAAAAGCUGGGAGUCAAUAGAUGCACAGGGCGAUGUGACACUGAUAGGUUGGGACUCGGAUGCCUAUCUCAACGGCGUGAGCCUCAACUUCAACGACCAGUCCAACAUCAUCAUCCGAAAUCUCCGCAUCUCACCACCUCAGGACUGCUUCCCGGCCCCAGAGACCUACCCGUCGAGUUGGAACGCUCGGUACGAUGCCAUAUCUUUCGUGACCACCACCAACGCUUGGCUGGAUGGCAACAUCCUGGAAGAUGGACCGGAGCCUGUUGCUCCUGAGCCGUUUGUCUGGGGCUGGCAGGUCGACCGCUUUGACGGGCUGUUCGACGUUGAAGAUGGCUCGGAUAACAUCACAUUCAGCCACAACAUAAUCGCAAACCACCACAAGAGCCUCCUUUGGGGCGGUGGUGAGAAGGAGGGUUCUCGGGAUAUUGGGAAGAUGAAAUUCACCGUCUUUGGUAAUCACUUUGUCAACUCGAUGAGCCGGAAUCCCUUGGUCCGAUUCGGCACUGUGUACAUUGCCAACAACGUUUUCUCGAACUACAACAACAAGGCGCCUCUCUAUAACAACACAGCAACCCAGAAGCGCGCCGCCUAUACCCCUGAUUUCCAGUACAACGUCGGCCUCUACAACAUGUCAUCGGUGCUGAUGUCAGGCAACUACUUCGACCAGACGGGGCAGUUCCCAGACGACGAGUCAAAAAUCUUCACCUUCAGCGAUCUCGCAACACCUGAGAGCCCCGCAACUCUCUGCUCCCCGCCAGACCUCUCCGCCGAGGAGAUCGCCGCCUAUCCCGGGCUGAAAAGCCUGGCAGGCCCUGCCAGCCAGCUUAAUGGCAAGGAUGUCAACCUGACAGAGAACGUCGCUGAGAAGUUCACCUACUACCUGAGCACCAAGACCGACUCCGUAGAGGGUGGGCUGGUCCAGAGCUGCGCCAAGUUUAGCGAGCAGGCUAUGCCUCGCUCGUUUGACUCGGGCGCGGACGUCUUUGCCUACGUGAAAGAGAAUGCUGGACAGCUUGGAAGGAAUACGCCGUAA